AUGCACAUUCAGCGUGCCUCUGAUGUGCUUCUGUGUCAAGUAUUUCUGACUAAUCUUAAAGGACAAGCUCGAACUUGGUUCUACUCUCUACCGGGGGACACUAUAAACACCUUUAAUGAGCUUGCCAAAUUGUUCUCGGAACGGUUCAACGCAAAUCGAAGGAUCAUCAAGGAUUCAUCCCAUCUCUCGGGAAUUCAUCAAAGUGAAGGAGAGUCACUCAAAGACUACUUCGACAGGUUUUCUACUAAAGUCCGUCAAAUUUCAGGAGUAGAUCCAGAGUUACUUAGGGGGGUUUUCUUUGGGGGGCUUCACCAAGGACCCUUUUACUCAUCACUGAUGAAGGAGACAGUUUGUUCUUAUGCCGACAUUGUCCACCGUGUUGAGGCCUAA
Messenger RNA from Phalaenopsis equestris, 390 nucleotides. RefSeq lists its product as uncharacterized. The record is from RefSeq and is a predicted model, not a curated record. Bases 1 to 390 code for a protein of 129 amino acids. The transcript has a single exon. NCBI's taxonomy places the organism in Eukaryota, Viridiplantae, Streptophyta, Magnoliopsida, Asparagales, Orchidaceae.